AUGGUCUGCGCCGCUGCCCGCGUACUCGUCGCUGCCCAGCCCAGUCUGCUGAUGAUAACUCCGAGCAGGAGGGAGGUGCUCGACGUUGCCGUCGUCGUUGCCAACGCCGCACUGCCGAGCGAGAUGAGGAGCAACAGCGCCGUGGCUCUGCAGCUGCUCGAGCUGCGGCUGCGGAAGCUCGCCGACGCCUGCAGCAGCAGCAGCAGCAGCAGCAGCAGCAGCAACAGUACGCACAAGGUCAAGAACAACACCAACAACAAGAGCAGCAAGACCGAGACCGAGGCCGGCCUACACCAUGGCCACGAGGAGGAGGCUUAUGCCACCCAACUGAGUGUGCUCCGCGAAAUGGGCUUUCCCCAAGACAAGUCCACUUUGCUUGCUCUCCUCCAUCGUCAUCACGGCGUGAUGGCGGGCGUCGUCGGCGAGCUUUUCGCCUCUUCCUUGUCUGAAUAGUGUUCUGAUCGCUCUGCCUACUUCGCCAUCCGAUCUCGAUACUGUGCUACUUGUCUAUUUGUCUUGUGCAUGUUGAUGCAGCAUGAUACCUUUCUUGCUGGUCGCGCUAUUUGUAUGAUUUCCUCUCUUGUCCUCGACAACGGAGUUUUCGCAAUACCGCUCUCGUUCGUUCCGUCGUUCGUAAAUGAAAUUCCCGGUCAUGUUGCUGUGCAUUGCUAUAUGUCGUUUCUGAUAUCGAAUUGAAAGCUUGGCGCC
Molecule: messenger RNA, 708 nt
Organism: Monosiga brevicollis MX1
Lineage: Eukaryota; Choanoflagellata; Craspedida; Salpingoecidae
Exons: 2
Coding region: 1-453 (150 amino acids)
Source: RefSeq, a predicted model, not a curated record